CUUCCAAAUUAUGGGGAACACUUGUGAGAAUAUGCAGUGUCUUAAGAAGAACGACGGGCUGAUCAAGAAGCCCUCAAAGAGACUUAGUAGAGCCCGUAGGAGGAAAUAACAAGAAAAUGAUAGCAAAUGACAUUAAAAUGGGCAAACUUGAAACUGCCUCUACUAAGCAUGAUGACAAUAUCAGAACUGAAUCAGCAGGAUCUUCUAAGGAAGAUGAGCCAGUCACUCUCAGAAGUUUCUCUGUGAUAAAAAUUAUUGGAGAAGGUGCUUAUGGCAAGGUUUAUCUUGUCAAAUAAAAUCGACACAGGAGUUUUAUAUGCUAUGAAAGUCAUCAGGAAAUCUGGUAUUUAUACGAAGAAAGACGAGAAACAAGUUCUUACUGAGAAAGAUAUCACCCAGCAAAUUGAUAGUCCUUAUAUUGUAAAGUUACAUUUCUCUUUCCAAUCUGAGACUAAGCUUUUCCUGAUCCUUGACUUCAUGGAUGCUGGGGAUCUCUGAUACCACAUUGUACAUAAAAGGAAGAUCAAGGAGCCUUUGGCUGUUAACAUAUCAGCUCAGAUUUUACUUGGGUUAAAAUGCCUACAUGAAAAUAAUAUUCUUUACCGAGAUUUAAAGCCAAUGAAUAUCUUGAUUGACCAAGAUUUCGGAGUGAAGCUUACUGAUUUUGGUCUAUCCAAAAGAAAAUCCAGCACUGCCAACCCAGAGAUGACUAACUCUAUAUGAGGCACUGUUCAGUACCUGGCCCCAGAAGUCGCUCUUGGGAAUGAUUACAGCUUUGCCAUUGAUUGGUGGUCCUUUGGAGUCAUUCUUUACGAGAUGAUUUCUGGAAAAUUACCUUUUGACAGCAAUGAAAGAAGUAUAGUAGUCAAAAACAUCCUUUGCAAGAGUAUUAAAUACGGUAAAUGAUUCUCUCCCAAUGCGAAAGACCUUGUUUCCAAGCUGCUCGUUAGGGAUCCUGACAAAAGACUCGGAGCUGGUGGAGCUGAGGAAGUCAUGGAGCAUGAUUUCUUCAAAGAUAUUGACUGGGAAGAUCUAGCCAGUCCUGAAAAAGCACACACUAUCCAAGUAAAGCCUCCUAAGGGGUACUCGAAGUAUUGCUACGGCCACUCAGUUGAUAGCUCUGUGAUUAGUGAGAAGGGUCAAAAGCGGUUUGAUAUCCCUAAUUUCACCUUCAUCGAGUGAUGCUCAGAAGAGGAAUCUGAUAUGAUUUCUGAACUUUAAGGUUUAUAUUCGACACAAACUUUUUUUAAAUGCUUCAAUAA
Messenger RNA from Moneuplotes crassus, 1262 nucleotides. The record is from the annotation of a GenBank genome assembly. Lineage: Eukaryota; Ciliophora; Spirotrichea; Euplotida; Euplotidae.